AUGCCGGCGUGGUGGAGUAGAAAGUGGAGCAAGAGCAAGGAGGAGCACGAGGAGGCCGAUGAGGAGGAGGAAGAGGAAGAGCCACGUGGCGUCUUUCAGUUGAGUUUCAUGAAAUCUCCGGUGGCCGUUCGGAGGGGUGACAAGAGUAAGUGUAAGAAGAACAAGAAGCAGCCCAAGAGCUUCGACGAGAAGAUGAAAGGAGUUCCGUUGCCUCGUCCCACGCACAGUCACAGCGAUCAAAUUCAAACGUUUGGAUCUCUCUCCGUGUCGGGUUCCAGCGUCAGCUCCUCCACCUCCUUCGACGAUCACCCGAUUUCGCCUCACUUUAAUACCAACAGAGGACAAGAUGAGGUGAGGUUCAAUGUGACGUCAAAAAGUCCUGGUCCUGGGUCAAGAAGACCUACUAGUCCUACCUCACCGCUGCAUCCAAGGUUACUUGCUUUGAGUCUUGACUCUCCUACGGGGAAGCAAGACGAGGCAAGGAGUGAGUGUCAUCCGUUGCCUCUUCCACCUGGUUCUCCAACUAGUCCUUCUUCUGUGCUUUCCAAUUCCAUCACACGAUCAAAUGGAUUGUUGGAAAACGCUACAAGCAGUGUGUCCAAAUGGAGAAAAGGAAAGCUUCUAGGACGGGGAACAUUUGGGCAUGUGUAUCUGGGAUUCAAUAGUGAAAAUGGACAGAUGUGUGCAAUAAAAGAAGUCAAGGUUGUCUCUGAUGAUCAAACAUCAAGAGAGUGCCUGAAACAACUUAACCAGGAGAUAAAUUUGCUAAAACAGCUUUCACAUUCCAAUAUUGUUCAAUACUAUGGGAGUGAACUGGUGGAAGAAUCUCUUUCCGUAUAUUUGGAAUAUGUCUCAGGUGGUUCUAUCCAUAAAUUACUUCAGGAGUAUGGUCCAUUUAAGGAGCCCGUUAUUCAAAAUUAUACCAGGCAGAUUGUCUCUGGACUUGCUUAUCUGCAUGCAAGAAAUACAGUACACAGGGAUAUUAAAGGGGCAAACAUACUAGUUGAUCCUAAUGGUGAAAUCAAACUGGCCGACUUUGGAAUGGCUAAACACAUUAAUUCUUCUGCCUCAAUGCUUUCAUUCAAAGGAAGUCCAUACUGGAUGGCACCUGAGGUUGUGAUGAAUACAAAUGGCUAUAGUCUUCCAGUUGAUAUAUGGAGCUUGGGAUGCACAAUUAUUGAAAUGGCAACAUCUAAACCUCCAUGGAAUCAGUAUGAAGGGGUAGCUGCGAUAUUUAAAAUUGGGAACAGCAAAGAUAUGCCUGAAAUCCCGGAGCAUCUUUCCAAUGAUGCAAAGAAUUUCAUCAAACUAUGCUUACAAAGAGACCCAUUAGCUCGUCCAACAGCCCAAAAGUUACUAGACCACCCCUUCAUUCAAGAUCAAUCAGCAACAAAAGCUACAAAUGUCAGAAUAACCAGAGAUGCUUUCCCUUACAUGUUUGAUGGAAGCCGGACGCCGCCUGUGUUAGAGUCCCAUUCCAACAGAACAAGUAUAACAUCGCUUGAUGGAGAUUAUGCAUCAAAGCCAGCUCUUGCAGCUCCACGUGCAAUAAGAAGUCCAAGGGAUAACUCAAGAAUGAUCACAUCUCUACCAGUAUCUCCCUGUUCAAGUCCAUUGCGACGCUAUGGGCCAACGGAUCAGAGCUGUUUCUUUUCUCCUCCGCAUCCAGCUUACACAAUAAUGGGACAAAAUGGUUACACUUUGAAUGACAUAUGCUCGUAUCCCAUGAGGUCAAAUGCCACAUUGACUCUUGAUCCUUGGCAUGAUAGAUCUCGAUACAAAGCCAAUACGCCACCUGGUGGAUCUCCAAGAAUGAGAAUCAUUUGA
Sphenostylis stenocarpa is the source of this 1827-nucleotide messenger RNA. The record is from the annotation of a GenBank genome assembly. Lineage: Eukaryota; Viridiplantae; Streptophyta; Magnoliopsida; Fabales; Fabaceae.